AUGUCUGACAAAGCUAGCUUACGAUCAACCUCGCCAAGCGUGAAUUUGGAUUGUAAAUUAUUUAGGAUAUGUUACUGUGUUUAUUUUUCGAGCCCAGGGCCCUCAGGAGAGAUGAGGACACUGACUGCGCUGGGGCUCCUGGCUGCUGUGUGGGGAGCUUUGAGGACUGAAGGUUUCUCUGUGCAGGGCCCCAAGGAGCCUCUAGUGGCCAGGCCUGGGGACGAGGUGCUGUUGCCCUGCUCUGUGGACAGCACUGUCCCCCUGCAGGAGCUGGAGGUGGAGUGGAGGAGGACAGAUCCAGACACCCUGGUGCUCCUGUUCUCCGGGGGGGAGAGCAGGCCGGAGUCCCAGGACCAGAGCUACCGGGGCCGAGCGGAGCUCUUCCCUCAGGAGAUUCCCAGAGGAAACUUCUCUCUGCGGCUGGCCAACGUCACGGCCGAAGAC
Lepisosteus oculatus (spotted gar) is the source of this 444-nucleotide messenger RNA. The record is from RefSeq and is a predicted model, not a curated record. Lineage: Eukaryota; Metazoa; Chordata; Actinopteri; Semionotiformes; Lepisosteidae.